This is a messenger RNA of Sturnus vulgaris (Common starling), 2043 nucleotides long. RefSeq names its product cell division cycle 45 (gene CDC45). Lineage: Eukaryota; Metazoa; Chordata; Aves; Passeriformes; Sturnidae. Gene Ontology annotation, biological process: DNA replication initiation; double-strand break repair via break-induced replication; mitotic DNA replication preinitiation complex assembly. Gene Ontology annotation, molecular function: chromatin binding; single-stranded DNA binding; DNA replication origin binding. The record is from RefSeq and is a predicted model, not a curated record. Gene Ontology annotation, cellular component: DNA replication preinitiation complex.
CGUUCCCGCCAUGUUCGUCUCCGACUGCCGCCGGGAGUUCUACGACCUGAUCGUCACCCAGCGAGUUCUUCUUCUUGUUGCUUCAGAUGUUGAUGCAUUAUGUGCUUGUAAAAUACUCCAAGCUUUGUUUCAAUGUGACCACGUGCAAUACACACUCGUGCCAGUGGCUGGGUGGCAAGAACUUGAAACUGCCUUUCUGGAGCAUAAAGAUCAGUUCAAAUACUUUGUUCUUAUUAAUUGUGGUGCCAAUGUUGACCUCCUGGAAAUCUUGCAGCCUGAAGAAGACACUUUUUUUUUUGUGUGUGACAGUCACAGACCGAUCAAUGUAGUGAAUGUUUACAAUGACACACAGAUUAAACUGUUAGUCAAGCAAGAUGAUGAUCUCGAUGUUCCUGCUUAUGAUGACAUCUUCAGAGAUGAGGAGGAUGAAGAGGAGGACUCGGAGGAUGAAAGGGAAGGCUCUGAGCCCUUAGAGAAGCGCAGACGUUUUGAAGAGGAGGUAAUAGAGAGGACAAUGAAAAGGAGACAGAGGCGGGAAUGGGAAGCACGCAGACGAGAAAUUCUUUUUGAUUAUGAACAGUAUGAAUACCAUGGGACCUCAUCUGCAAUGGUGAUGUUUGAUCUGGCAUGGAUAAUGUCUAAGGACUUGAAUGAUAUGUUGUGGUGGGCUAUUGUUGGCCUAACAGAUCAAUGGGUCCAAGAUAAAAUCACUCAGAUGAAGUACGUGACCGACAUUGGAAUCCUGCAGCGCCACGUGUCUCGCCACAACCACCGCAACGAGGAUGAAGAGAAUUCUCUGUCUAUUGACUGCAUGAGAAUUGCAUUUGAGUAUGACCUGCGCCUGGCACUGUACCAGCACUGGUCUCUCUAUGAAAGUCUCUGUAACACCUCCUACACCUCUGCCAGCCUCAAGCUUUGGUCUGUGCAAGGGCAGAAGAGGCUCCAGGAGUUUUUGGCUGACAUGGGUUUGCCCUUGAAGCAAGUGAAACAGAAGUUUAGUUCCAUGGAUGUGUCUUUGAAAGAAAAUCUUAGGGAGAUGAUUGAAGAAUCUGCAAACAAAUUUGGAAUGAAAGAUUUACGAGUUCAGACUUUCAGCAUUCACUUUGGCUUUAAGAACAAGUUCUCAGCAAGUGACAUAGUUUAUGCAACAACUUCUCUCAUGGAGAACAUAGAGAAAGAGGGGCCUGAAACAACUAAUUUCAUUAAGGCUUUGGACAGUCUCUCCAGGAGUAACCUGGACAAGCUGCACCAAGGCCUGGAUUUAGCCAAAAAGCAGUUACGUGCCAUUCAGCAGACAGUGGCCAGCUGUAUUUGCACCAACCUUGUCAUCUCUCAGGGGCCAUUUCUCUAUUGCUCCCUCAUGGAGGGCACACCAGAUGUGAAACUGUUUUCCAAACCAGUGUCUCUAUGUCUGCUUAGUAAAUACUUACUGAAAUCAUUCGUUUGCUCUACCAAAAACAAGCGUUGCAAGCUGCUGCCCCUGGUCAUGGCUGCACCCAUGGAUGUUGAACAGGGAACUGUGAUCAUGGUGGGGAUUCCUCCAGAGACAGAAAGCUCGGACAAAAAGAACUUUUUUGGACGAGCCUUCGAGAAGGCUGCGGAGAGCACCAACUCGCGGACGCUGCACAACCACUUCGAGAUGUCGAUAAUUGAAUUGAAAACAGAAGAUCGGAGUAAAUUUCUGGAUGCACUCAUUUCUCUCUUGUCCUAAAGUGGUGCCUUUUGGCUCUUUGUGCUGGAAGCUGAGGAUGAGACCCUCUGAAAUUAUUUUGGAUGUUCCAAAGUUCAUGGUGCUGAAGUUUUGGUGUAUCUUAGGUCCACAGGCCUGGACUGGUGUUUUUAUGCCUUUUGGGAGGUUAAAAAGAUUUUGAUCUCGGCACAGAGAUAUUGAACACUUCUUUUUCUAAACAUCCCACCCUGGUAAAUGGCAAAAGCUGUCACCUGGUAUUUGUACAUUGGAUUUCUAUUUAUCAAAUCUGCUUUUAUUAGUAGACCUACUCUUGUGUGAUGUUCAGUUGUUGACUGAUAAAAAAAAUAGGUUUU